UUGUUGCUGGUAAUUGAUUCCAUAUUAGCCUAGCCUAGCACUGGGAGCACUCGGAGAGAUAUUAGUGCUGCGCUUUCUCCAGCGUGGGCGCAGACACACUGACUGAACCCGACGGGACGAGCCUGAAGUGAACCGAGCGACUGCACUCACUACACCGCGGGAAAAGGACAGGAGCCUGACACAGUAAAAAUGACAGCCAAAAAGCCGCAGAGCAUGCUCCGGGAAGCCUCCCAUCAGAUCAUUGCCGGUGGAUCCGCUGGUCUGGUGGAGAUCUGUUUGAUGCAUCCCCUCGAUGUGGUGAAGACGAGAUUCCAGAUCCAGAGGGGAAACAGUGACCCCACCAGCUACAAGAGCCUGGGUGAUUGCUUCCGGACCAUCAUCCGCAAUGAGGGCAUCUUUGGCUUCUACAAGGGGAUCCUACCUCCGAUUGUGGCAGAGACACCAAAGAGAGCGGUCAAGUUUUUCACCUUUGAGCAAUACAAGAAGUUGCUGAAUUUGACCCCUUUGUCUCCUGGCGUGGCGCUGUCUGCAGCAGGGCUUGGCGCAGGCUUGACUGAAGCUGUUGUCGUCAAUCCAUUCGAAGUGGUGAAAGUCAGUCUCCAGGCCAACAGAGAUUCCUUCAAAGAGCAACCGUCCUCAUUCUCUCAAGCCAGACGCAUCAUUAAAACGGACGGCUUCGGACUGAAAGGUCUGAAUAAAGGAUUAACAUCAACAUUGGGACGCCAUGGAGUUUUCAACAUGAUCUACUUUGGCUUCUACUUCAAUGUCAAGGAUGCUAUUCCCACCAACCCGGACCCUACCCUCGAGUUCCUGAGGAAGUUUGCUAUUGGUCUGGUGUCUGGGACCAUCUCCUCCUGUGUGAACAUUCCCUUCGACGUAGCCAAGAGCCGCAUCCAAGGCCCCCAGCCAGUGCCAGGAGAAAUCAAGUACCGCACCUGCUUCCAGACCAUGGCCUUGGUGUACCGGGAGGAAGGGUAUCUGGCACUAUACAAGGGGUUGGUGCCCAAGAUAAUGAGGCUUGGACCAGGUGGAGCAGUGAUGCUAUUGGUCUAUGAGUAUGUAUCUGGAUGGCUACAGAAGAACUGGUAAAAAAAAAAAAAAAA
Seriola dumerili (greater amberjack) is the source of this 1103-nucleotide messenger RNA. RefSeq names its product solute carrier family 25 member 21 (gene slc25a21). Bases 190 to 1089 code for a protein of 299 amino acids. The transcript has 11 exons. The record is from RefSeq and is a predicted model, not a curated record. NCBI's taxonomy places the organism in Eukaryota, Metazoa, Chordata, Actinopteri, Carangiformes, Carangidae.